UAUAAUAAUAAUAAUAAUUUUUUUUUUUCUCUCCUUUCUUUUCUUAUACUUUAAUCUUUAUUUAUAUACAAAAUUUUAUAGAUUAAAUAUUAAUUUUAGCAAUGAAUGACGAAGAGAAAAGAUGGCGAUUUGCACAAUGCUUUGGUGAUAAAGGAGAUUCAGAUGACAUUACUGAGGCUGAUAUUAUUUCAGCAGUUGAAUUUGACCACACGGGUGAUUAUUUAGCUACAGGUGAUAAAGGUGGCCGAGUAGUUUUGUUUGAACGCAAUGAUGGAAAAAAAGGGUGUGAAUACAGAUUUCAUACAGAAUUUCAAUCUCAUGAACCAGAAUUCGAUUAUUUGAAAAGUUUAGAAAUUGAAGAAAAGAUUAAUAAAAUAAAAUGGUGUAGAAGAACCAAUUCCGCACAUUUCUUGUUAUCAACUAACGAUAAAACAAUUAAGCUUUGGAAAAUAUAUGAAAGAAGUAUAAAGGUCGCCCAUGAAAAUAAUAAUAAUAAUAAUAGCAUUACACCAAGAAGCUUAUAUAUACCAAAAAUAUCGCAUCAAGAUAAUAUCAUUGCCGCUGUUCCUAGAAGAAUUUAUGCUAAUGCUCAUGCGUACCACAUUAAUUCGAUCUCAGUUAACUCGGAUGGCGAGACUUAUAUCUCUGCUGAUGACCUUAGAAUUAAUCUUUGGAAUCUUGAUAUAUCUGAACAAAGCUUUAAUAUCGUGGAUAUUAAACCUGCAAACAUGGAGGAAUUAACAGAGGUUAUUACUGCUGCUGAGUUCCAUCCUCAGCAAUGCAAUUUACUUAUGUAUAGUAGUAGCAAAGGCACCGUGAAAUUAGCUGAUAUGAGAGAGUCUGCAUUAUGUGAUCAAAAGGCUAAAGUAUUUGAAGCAUAUGAGGACCCAAAUAGCCGCUCAUUCUUUUCUGAAAUUAUUUCAUCUAUAUCUGAUGUUAAAUUCAGUCCUGAUGGUAGAUAUAUUCUUGCUCGUGAUUAUUUAACACUUAAACUUUGGGACAUUAAUAUGGAGUCAAAGCCGGUACAAACUAUCAACAUUAACGAUAACUUGCGUAGUAGCUUAUGUGAUUUGUAUGAGAACGAUUGUAUCUUUGAUAAGUUUGAAUGUAUAUUUAGCGGUGAUGGAAAGAGUGUAAUGACAGGUUCAUAUAGUAAUAAUUUCUCAAUUUAUAACCGUGAAACAGGAGAUGAAGUUCCACUUCAAGCAGAUAAGAGUAUUUUCAAAGCAAAACGCUUAGGUUCUGCAAAGAAUAAAUUAAAUUUAGGACGUAAUAAUAAUGGUAAACGAGAUGAUAUGGAACCAAUUGAUUUCAAUAAAAAGAUAUUACAUGCAUCAUGGCAUCCAAGGGACAAUGUUAUUGCUGUUGCCGCUACUAACAAUCUCUUCAUUUUUGCCGAAUAAAAUAAUACAUUUACUUCUCUCUCUUUCUUUUUUCUUUUUUUUUUUUCC
Cokeromyces recurvatus is the source of this 1451-nucleotide messenger RNA. RefSeq names its product protein phosphatase PP2A regulatory subunit B. Gene Ontology annotation, biological process: peptidyl-serine dephosphorylation. Gene Ontology annotation, cellular component: cytosol; protein phosphatase type 2A complex. The coding region runs from base 102 to 1403 and encodes 433 amino acids. Lineage: Eukaryota; Fungi; Mucoromycota; Mucoromycetes; Mucorales; Mucoraceae. Gene Ontology annotation, molecular function: protein phosphatase regulator activity; protein binding. The transcript has 10 exons. The record is from RefSeq and is a predicted model, not a curated record.